CUGUCUCAGACCUCUAAAGAACUGCCAGGUUUAACCCCAGAGAGAAUUCUGUGAAAUUUGUUGUUUGGGACAUCUGAUCUGAAUCCUGACUAAGAACACUUACUGUGGGACGAAACUGCUCUGAAACAUCUCAGCUAAACUGCUCUGAAGAACUGAAUUUGAUUUGAACAUGGAUUUCUUACAGCUGCCAGACAGAGUAAUUGAUAAAUCAGCUGGGAGUGACAAACAGCAGGAAGACCCAGCUGGACUCAGAGACAGAAGACAGACACCUGCUGACUUCAGCAGCAUCUACAGCAAAGACCUGCUCCCAGCUUCAGGUGGUGAGAAGAUGACCAGGAGAUUUCUGCAGGAGCUGGUUAACAUCUUGAUGACGUAUCUCUGCAAGUCAAGCCAGAGGAGUUCCAAGGUCCUGGACUUCCACCAUCCUCACCAGCUGAAGGAGGGACUGGAGGGCUUCAGUCUGGACCUGCCUGAUCAACCAGAGACUCUGGAGCAGAUACUGGUAGACUGCAGAGACACCCUCAAGUAUGGUGUCAGUACAGGCCAUCCCCGUUUCUUCAACCAGCUGUCUUCAGGUCUGGAUGUGAUUGGUGUAGCUGGCGAGUGGUUGACCUCUACAGCUAACACUAACAUGUUUACAUAUGAGGUGUCUCCUGUCUUCAUCCUCAUGGAGGAGGUUCUGCUGAGGAAGAUGCAGAGCAUUGUGGGAUGGUCUGACUAUGAGGGAGACGGAAUCUUCUGUCCAGGAGGCACAAUCGCAAACCUAUACAGCAUCCUGGUGGCCAGAUAUCACUUCUACCCCGAGGUGAAGACCAGAGGGAUGGGAGCUCUCCCUCGACUGGCCCUCUUCACUUCUGAACAUAGCCACUAUUCAGUGAAGAAAUCUGCGGCCGUGCUGGGGAUGGGCAGUGAGAAUGUUUUCAUGGUGAAAUGUGAUGAAAGAGGGAAAAUGAUUCCCGCUGAACUCGAGUCUUGCAUUGUUACAGCUGAAGAGAAGGGUUUGGUUCCCUUCUAUGUGAACGCGACAGCAGGAACCACGGUGUACGGCGCCUUCGAUCCUCUCAGCGCCAUCGCAGACAUCUGCCAGAGACACACAGUGUGGAUGCAUGUUGAUGCAGCGUGGGGCGGAGGCCUGCUCAUGUCAGACAGACACAGGAUGAAACUACAGGGCAUUGAACGAGCCUGGUCCGUGACAUGGAAUCCUCACAAGAUGAUGGGCGUCCCUCUGCAGUGCUCUGUCAUCCUGGUCAAGAAGAGAGGUCUGUUACAGAGGUGUAACGAGCUGGGGGCUGAGUACCUUUUCCAGACAGACAAACCCUACGACGUGAGCUAUGAUACUGGAGAUAAGAGCAUCCAGUGUGGACGACAUGUCGAUGUCUUUAAAUUUUGGCUCAUGUGGAAGGCAAAGGGCUCAGAGGGCUUUGGGUCUCAGGUCAAUAAAUGCUUAGAGAAUGCUGAGUAUCUGUACGACCAGCUGCAGAGGAGGACAGACUUCGAACUGGUCUUUAAAAACAAGCCAGAGCACAGUAACGUGUGUUUCUGGUACAUCCCUCCCAGUCUGAGGGGACUGCCACCUGGACCUGACAGAGAUACAAGACUCCAUCAGGUGGCUCCUCGCAUCAAAGGCAGGAUGAUGGAGAAGGGCUCUGUCCUGAUUGGCUAUCAGCCUUUGGGGGCCCGAGUAAAUUUCUUCAGGUGUGUGUUCUCCAAUCCUGCAACACAGCAAGAAGACGUUGACUUCCUGUUGGAUGAGAUUGCCCGGCUGGGCCAUGACCUAUGACCUCUGAUGUGAUUGCUUGGUCUCACCCCAGUUUGUGUCAUUUAGAAGGAAACGGGUGCAUGUACCAUUAGGCCAUACUGCAUCCAGCUGACACACACAGUCUAAUGUUGGUGCACAGGAUUUUGAUAGUUACUUCCAGCUGUGCUCUACAGCCUCUGGAUUAUAUGACUACUUUGGAUCAUUGUAUAAUAUUACUGUCCUACAGCAUAAAGGAGCACACCCAGCCUUGAACAGGCAGUGGUGGGCUAUCAUUUACCCUCUGGCAUUUUAUGUUUUCCCACUAACCAACAAGCCCAUCUGCUGUGUUAAUGUGUUAUUUAAGGUUUUAGAGCUAUUUCAAUCAAAUUUAUGGAUCUGAAAAUAUGUUUUAGUGUCUCUUUGGUGUAGACCACUUUAUUAGUUCAGCUGAGGAAUUUAUUUCUAGAAGAGAUUUUCACUGCUUUGCCUCCUGUUCAACCCCUUCCAAUCAAAUGGCACUUUUUAUUUUCAAACGCACACACACACAGCAGCUGUGAGAUUAUCACUCACGCUUCAGGGGGUGCAUCUGUGUUUUUAGUGACUUAUCUAGACGAAAUAAAUUCCUUUGCAUCCAACUCCUCACUCCACUGUGCACUGUGCCUUGAAGGUAUAAGCAGGAAAGUAACUGGCAGGUUCUCAGGAAAACAUGCACAAACAUGAAGCUCAAACAUUUUUAUUCUGUGUAUGAAGUGAAAGAAUUAAAAACUCACCCACAACAUGCUGUUAAGAUUUUAAGUCAUGUAUUUAAGAAUAUAUUGAUCACACAUACAAAACAUUUAUUGAAAAAUAGCAUUAUUACAUUUUACAUUUUAAAUUCAUUUUAAUAUUUAAUUGACUUAAAACCCAGUGGUUGUCUUGUAGACGGGUCAGUGCUCAGUACCGUGGAUUCCUUGCAUUUCCAACUGGGAGAAUAACAAAAGGCACAGAGCGCCAUUAAUGCAUUAUGCAAGUUAGUGAGUGAGCAGAAAAGCAGGAGGCUUCGUAUGAUGACAUCUGCCUGUGCCUUGCUAAAGAAAAGUCUUUGUGAAAGAAAGGUUUAAAAAUAAAGACACUUGCAGACAGCAAACCACACAUCUAUGUUUUAAAAAUAAUACAGUGCAGGUUAAAGAAUAAGUCUAGUGCUGGGAUAUGAGCAUCAGUCCAGACAUCAUAGAAGAUUGAAACUGGCAGCUGCUUGUAGAUAUUAAAGAAAUGUGUCCUGUAGUAAAAUGGGUCUCUCAGUAGGUACAGAGGACAUAGGUUAAUAUUUAAUAUUUAUCUGUUUAGCAAUUUACAGUUUGAUCCGUGUAUAUGUUGAAUCUGCACCAAAAAAAAAAAAAAAAAAAAACUGUUCUCAACACUACCAAAAUUUCACUCGUCUUUAGUUGGCAGAGGAGCCUUUUUAAAAAAAAAAAAAAGAAAAAAAAAACACACAUAAAAAUAAAUAGAAAUCAGCAGACAGUCUGCAUUACAUGUUCACCA
Molecule: messenger RNA, 3259 nt
Organism: Toxotes jaculatrix (banded archerfish)
Lineage: Eukaryota; Metazoa; Chordata; Actinopteri; Toxotidae
Gene: gad3
Product: glutamate decarboxylase 3
Exons: 16
Coding region: 170-1780 (536 amino acids)
Biological process (GO): carboxylic acid metabolic process
Cellular component (GO): cytoplasm
Molecular function (GO): pyridoxal phosphate binding; carboxy-lyase activity
Source: RefSeq, a predicted model, not a curated record